ACGAAAAACCCUCCAGAACUGAGCCUCUACUAUAGUCAAUCCUCUUUGCUCCCAUCUGUCAGUGGAGUUGAAGAGUCGGAUAAAAAAUUGCAGUGCCCAUCAUCGCGACAUUAAUAAAAGCCUGUAACUGUGUAUAAAGCUUCAUUGUGAUAUGUGAUGUGAUUUUGUUGUUGUCACCUUGCAGCCAGAAAAGCUUUAGCUUUAGCCCAAAAUUUAGCCCAAAAAUUGAGAUUGACAAGUGAGGUCCAGAUUUGAAUCAGAUUGUCUUUUUCAGGUCGUCAAAUACUCAAAUACUGAAAGGUCCAGGGACACCUUGCUGGUGUCAAGUUGAAAUAAAAAUUCGAUUAAAUGCCUUUUCAUCUACGAACGAAUCACUCGACAGUCGACAUGGAGGAGUAUUCUGGAGCAUCCGAUGUCUCCGUUGUCGAUGUUUAUGACAUUGCCUCAGAGAUUGGAAAAGAGUGCGAGAAACUUAUUGAUAUAUUUGGUACCGAUGCCAUUACCGGUCUCAUGCCUAAAGUUAUUAAUGCACUGGAACUAUUGGAGAACUUGGCGACUAAGAAUGAACGGGAGAUUACCACUGUUCAGGAAUUAACAACGAAAAUUUCCCAGCUGGAAAAUGAUAAGAUCGGUAAAGCUGAGGACAGACAAAGAUUUGAAAAGGAAGUGGAGCAAACGGAGGAGCACUGGAGACAGGAGUCGAGAGAUCUGGUUGGUAUGGUGACAAGAUUGCAGGAGGAGAAUCGCCGACUCUCUGAGGCAUUACAAGAAUCGCGUAGUGAUAGCCAGGACAGCGGUAAACAAACUUUUACGGCUAGUCAAGAGGUGGAUAUUCAGGUUUUACAGCGAUUGAGAAAUAUGAUAGAUAAACAACGAGAUCAAAUCCGUGCCAGAGAUCGUGAAAUGUCGCAAAAAAAUUUGGAGAUUGAAAACUUGACCGUCCAAGUGGAAAAACUUAGUUCAGUGGGUCGUGAAUUGAAACGCAAACAGCGACAGGCACAAAUGCAAGCAAGAGGACUUGUUGAAGAACGUGCUGACUUCUUGGCACAGCUGCAAGAUCAGAAUCGUGAGCUCAUUAAUUUACGCGCUAGGCUGGGUCUGGCACGAAAGGAGAAUGAAGACUUGACCAAGUCCAAUCAGGGAUGUCCUGAUCUUACAAAUAAGGUUGUCUAUGAUUUGGAUGAUCCAGAUAGGCCUAGAUUCACAACCGCUGAGCUCAAAGAAAUUCUCCAUGAAAGAAAUGAAUUGAAAGCAAGAGUUUCUGAUCUUGAAGACGAAUUAGAACUCUACAGGCCGAAACCUGAAACUGGGCAACCAGCAUUGAAUACCGUACCUGAGACUAACAGUUAUACACCUGAGGAAGACGCACCUGUUCAGGGUCCUCUACCCUAUGAGCCAGAUGAUGCUCCCUGGAAGAAAACAUCAGAAUCUGGAAUUCGAAAAUUCUUCCGAAAAAUAUUUUCUGAGACAAGUGGAAGUUUCCUGGGUGGUAGCAGCCCCAGAAGGAGUCUCUCUAGUCUUUCCAAGAUGGCCCUCUCAGGAAAUGGUGCCACCGAUACGUCGAUUUAAACCAAAUGACUAUCUUCCGAGCAGAAGAAAAAAAAACAAAGAUGAGAUUACAUCAAUUUUUCGGUUGAAAAUUUAUAAUUUUUGGUCAAUUUAGAGAUGGCAUAGGGGUAGAACUUCUUAAAUUGAUUCGUUACCCAAUUUUAACUCAAUAAUUGAUGCUAUUAAUGUAAUCUGUUGCCAAAAAUCAGCGUGUAUGAUAGUAUAUUGAUGUUAUUAACCCAAUAUUUUGGAUUUGCCAUUUAGCUACAAAAAACUUACAAUUGUCUUAUUUUUCAUUGUACAACAUAGUUUUUUUUCUUCUUGUGACUUGGUUGACAUUUUUUCAAAUAGUACCAGAAUGAUAUAUUGAAUUAGAAGAUAUUAUUUUAUCUUCAGCGGUUAUUUUUCCCAAUGAAUAAGAAAGAAUUGUGAAUGAGAAAAACAUUUUAUAAUCUAUUACCAUUUUAAAGUAUCUAGUUAAAUAUUUGCCAUCAAAAUUCUUAUCCAUUUGAUUUCAUUAGACACGCAUUUUUUGUAUCAUGUUCUUUACUUUAUCCAUUCCGUUGUUGCUUUUAUUCCCCGGAUUUUAAUAAUUUUCUAAGCACUCACUUAUACUCAUAAAUUUCGAUGCCUAAUAGUGUGACGAAUUUACACUUGAUUUUAUCUUGCAUAAUUAACGACAACUUCACAUGAAACAAAUCAGAUUUUUUCAAGUUUUUGAGAGUUUCAAAUGCAAAGACUUUUUAUCAAAGUGUUGUCAUAUUAAAGUAGUCUUAGCUAAUCAAAAAGAAGAAAAGAAAUUCAUUGGAAGAAAAUAUCGUAGACAUUGUUACGAGAUUUUAAAUGAACGGUUCUAUAGCCUUAAAAGACUAGACUAUAGACAAAACCAAUACAAUUUUCAACUAUAAUUCAAAUGAUUAGUCCUUUUUUAACAAUCCAUCGACGAUUUUGUAAUGCUAAUAUUUAGCAUGCCUUUUCUUUAUUCACAUGUGUUUUUUAGUUGACAUUCCAAAGAAUUUAAAAAAUUAGCCAAAAACCAAAAUAAUAAGUUUAAAAUAAAAAUUGACCAUAAAACUAUACAAUAUAUCUAUACCAUCGGACCCAUAGCAAUUAUCUCUAGAAAUAUUGACACGUUUAUUUUAUAUUUAUAUUAAUUGAAUAUGUGAACCAAUCUAUUUGCCUGAAACAUACAAAUGCAUAUCUGUGUCAAUUUAUUUCGAAAAAAGACAUAAAACCCAAAUGUUUUGUUUGGAGGUGUUUUAAUACUUGUUACAGUGUCUGUCUUUAAAUUCCAGAGAGCAUGUCAAAGGAAAACAAAAUCAGUGAAAAUAUAGUUUUUAACUGUAUAUAAUAUGAUUAAAUACUUAUGCAAUAUUAUAUACUUGCAAACUUGAAAAUAUUGUAAUGGAAAAAAAAAUGUCGCAAAAAAAUAAAGAAUCCGAUGAUAA
Fopius arisanus is the source of this 2996-nucleotide messenger RNA. RefSeq names its product Rab interacting lysosomal protein like (gene Rilpl). Gene Ontology annotation, molecular function: small GTPase binding; dynein light intermediate chain binding; protein dimerization activity. NCBI's taxonomy places the organism in Eukaryota, Metazoa, Arthropoda, Insecta, Hymenoptera, Braconidae. Gene Ontology annotation, cellular component: ciliary basal body; cytoplasm. Gene Ontology annotation, biological process: cilium assembly. Bases 349 to 1569 code for a protein of 406 amino acids. The record is from RefSeq and is a predicted model, not a curated record. The transcript is spliced from 8 exons.